Messenger RNA from Phaethon lepturus (White-tailed tropicbird), 1275 nucleotides. RefSeq names its product transmembrane protein 165 (gene TMEM165). The annotation marks the transcript as partial. Gene Ontology annotation, cellular component: Golgi apparatus. NCBI's taxonomy places the organism in Eukaryota, Metazoa, Chordata, Aves, Phaethontiformes, Phaethontidae. Gene Ontology annotation, biological process: Golgi calcium ion homeostasis; calcium ion transmembrane transport; manganese ion transmembrane transport. The transcript is spliced from 5 exons. Gene Ontology annotation, molecular function: calcium ion transmembrane transporter activity; manganese ion transmembrane transporter activity. The record is from RefSeq and is a predicted model, not a curated record.
UGGGUUUUUUUGUUGUUUUUUUCCCCCCUCUUACAGAAGGGGUCCUCGCCGGUUGCGCCUGUUCACAUUGUCAAUGAAGAGUCAGCUGACAAGACUAAUUUGGGCUUUAUUCAUGCAUUUGUGGCUGCUAUAUCGGUCAUCAUCGUAUCAGAACUGGGGGAUAAGACCUUCUUCAUUGCAGCCAUCAUGGCAAUGCGGUACAACCGUUUGACUGUACUGGCUGGUGCUAUGCUUGCCUUGGGACUGAUGACGUGUUUAUCAGUUUUAUUUGGCUAUGCCACCACAGUUAUUCCUCGUGUGUACACAUACUAUGUGUCAACGGCACUGUUUGCAAUUUUUGGCAUCCGAAUGCUUCGGGAAGGCUUGAAAAUGAGUCCAGAUGAGGGUCAGGAAGAGCUGGAGGAAGUUCAAGCAGAAAUUAAAAAAAAAGAUGAGGAACUUCAGAGAACUAAACUGUUAAAUGGGCCGGGAGAUGUGGAAUCGGGGCCAGGCACCACUGUACCUCAGAAGAAAUGGCUACAUUUUAUCUCUCCAAUCUUUGUUCAAGCUUUUACUUUAACGUUUUUAGCAGAAUGGGGUGAUCGUUCCCAAUUAACAACCAUAGUCUUGGCCGCCAGAGAGGACCCCUAUGGUGUGGCGGUAGGAGGAACAGUGGGACAUUGCCUGUGCACCGGUUUAGCAGUUAUUGGAGGGAGAAUGAUAGCACAAAAAAUUUCUGUUAGGACUGUGACAAUCAUAGGAGGUGUUGUCUUCUUAGCAUUUGCAUUUUCUGCACUAUUUAUAAGUCCAGACUCUGGUUUUUAAAAUUUUUCAUCACUGCAGAAGAACAAGGAUUGUAAGCAUCAAGCAGCUAUCUUUGUGCAUUUUUGUAUAUAAUGUACAGAAUUACAGUUAAACAAGCACUGAAGAUGAGACACUGAACUUUUUAUAGCAAAUGAUUCAUGGGACUGACACAUUGAUGGACAGCUUCUGCAGUGGAGAUCUGCUUAUUGUCUGGUUUGUUUACUCUGUGGUGCCUGCUCCCUUGGUGGGAUUUGCAGGGUUUUCUUGCUUGCUGGACCCAACUCAGCUGAUCUUUGAGGAUCCACUCUCAUAAGUAUUGUGGCUUCCUCUUCUCUUCCUCUGUUACACAUGGCCACCCUUCCUGUUUCUGCAAGAGCUUCUCGAAGCAUACGGAGUCUUGUUCCAUGUCGCUCAACAGACGGUGUUAAGGAGAAAACUGCUGCCUCCCACCUCCAAGGACUUCGGUUCCAGGGUGUGCCUGAGGCUGGAUAA